GCGAAGGGCAGAAGAUUUCCUUUUCCGGCUCAGCCACGUCGGCCGAGCCUCUUGUGCCGUUUGGAGGGUCGAAGCGGCUGCUGGGAGAGAGAGAGGAUGCCAAGAAGAGCACUCUGGACAACAGAAAAUGAGGAGCAGCGUUAAAGUGCAAGAUAAGCCAUCAUUCAAAAUAUUUUCCAAUUUCUCCGGAAAGUUUAAAAACUCUUCUUCCUCAGCAGAUGAGAGACGAGGGAAUGAAUAACAAGAACAAAGUUUUAAGCUGGAAAAAAUAGAGCACAUGGAACUGAAAAAACACAUUAAAUGAAAAAUCAAGGACGACAAUAUUUAAAUAAAGGAAAAGUAAAGAACAACGUGAAGUCGGUAGGAAGAAAAAGUUACCAUGUGUGGAGAAAAACCAUUUAAGUGCUUGGAUUGUGGGAAAAGUUUCCGUUGGAAUUCCAACCUGGUGGAACACUAUAGGACGCACACAGGAGAGGAACCCUAUAAAUGUAGUGAUUGUGGAAAAGGUUUCAAGCAGAGUUCUAAGCUUGUGAUACACCAGAGAACUCACACAGGAGUAAAACCAUUUCAAUGUCUGGAUUGUGGGAAAAGUUUCAGUCAAAGUUCCCACCUGGUGGGACACCAGAUGACACACACAGGAGAGAAACCAUAUAAAUGUCUUGUUUGUGGGAAAGGUUUUAUUCGGAGUUCCCACCUUGUGAUACACCAGAGAACUCACACAGGAGAAAAACCAUAUCAGUGCCUGGAUUGUGGGAAAUGUUUCAGUCGGAGUUCCUGCCUGGUGAAACACAAGAGGAGUCACAAUGGGGAAAAAGUCUUUGAAUGUACUGUUUGUGGGAAACAUUUCAGUCAAAAUUCCCAUCUGGCGGAACACCAGAUGACACAUACAGGAGAGAAACCGUACAAAUGUCCUGAUUGUGGGAAAAGUUUCUGUCUGAAUUCCAGCCUGUUGAAACACCAGAGAACUCACACAGAAGAAAAACAAUAUCAAUGCCUGGAUUGUGGGAAAUGUUUCAUUCAGAGUUCCUGCCUAGUGAAACACCAGUGGACUCACACAGGAGAAAAACCGUAUGAGUGCCUAGAUUGUGGGAAAAGAUUCCGUUGUAAUUCCAACCUGGUGGAACACCACAGGACACACACAGGAGAGAAACCGUAUAAAUGUAGUGAUUGUGGAAAAGGUUUCAAGCAGAGUUCUAAGCUUGUGAUACACCAGAGAACUCACACAGGAGUAAAACCAUUUCAGUGUCCGGAUUGUGGGAAAUGUUUCAGUCAGAAUUCCAACCUGAUGAUACACCAGAGAACUCACACUGGAGAAAAGCCGUAUCAGUGUCUGGAUUGUGGGAAAAGUUUCCAGCAGAAUUCAAAGCUUGUGAUACACCAGAGGACUCACACGGGAGAGAAACCAUAUGAGUGUCAAGAUUGUGGGAAAAUGUUCAGUCAGAAUUCGACCCUGGUGAUACACCGGAGGACUCACACUGGAGAGAAACCAUAUAAGUGUCCAGAUUGUGGGAGAGGUUUCAAUUGGAAUUCCGAGUUGAAAGCACACCAGAGCAGGGGUCACAUAUUUCUCGGACCUCAUGGACCACUAAAUUCAUAAUUUUAAGUCCCGCGGAACAAAUCCAGUGCGCCGCUCGCUGAAGCGCCUGGACUCCCAGUGAUGGGAUGGGGUCGUUCAAGCUCUUAUCUUGGCGCCUCUUUCUGCAACCUUAAACACUCAAAAGAGCCAUUUGAUCCGUUUACCACAGAAAGCAAAACACAAGGAGCCACAAAACCUGGGUGGGAAUCACCAACUCCACUCCCACCCAGUUACAUAACCCUACCCCCAGCCAUGCCUAUCCAGUUUUUGUGGCUCCCGGUGUUGUCUUUUCUAUGGGAAACAGUUCUCUCUCUCUGUCUCUCUCAUCACUCUCUCUCUCUCUCUCUUUCUAUCUCUCUGUCUCUCUCUCUCUCAUUCUGAUUCUCCGGCACUCUCUUGGUCUUGCUGGUGCUUCUUCGAUCUUUGUUGGUGCUGGACUUUGGUCACUCAGGGAGACACACGACCUGCUCUCCACCCCGAGACACUCGCCCAACCUGGUUGCAGCUGAUGUUCCACUUUGUAAUGGGCUCCAUGAGGAACAGAUGCCAUCUCCCCCAUUGUGAACCAUGCCAGAUUUAACUACGCUGUGCAAGGUGCUGCAAGAGCAGUGGAUGGGCCAUGGAGGUGCCAACAGAAACGGCAGAGAGAAACGGCUGAGCUGGGCCAGUGUCUCAGGGCGGAGAGGAAAUCCGGCGUCUCCUUGAAUGUCUGAGCACCAAAAAGGGCUGGAAGAAGCACCCACAAGACCCAGCAAGGGAUGAAACAAUUACAGGGGCUCUUCACUGCCGCUAUGGAAUAUUGAGCUGCCAUCGUCCCUCUCAGGCCAGGCGAGGAGUGACUGGGCGGGGAGGGCGAGGCCAACCACUAGUGGGUUCAGCCAACAGGGAGACACAGCAGAGGGAUGAAAGAGCUGCGGAUUGCCAACACUCAUUGCUUCGGGCCACCUGCGCCACUGCCCCCUCCUUGCCGCAAAGGGACCUUUACUUUGUUCCAGCCGACGAGUGCUGCAUUAUUCCUUGCACAUUGCACCUCUUGCAAAGUGGCAAGUUGCACAUAUCACCCUCUACACCAUAGAUUUCCAGCCCCCCACAAGCUGCCUGGCCAGUCCCAUAUUCCAGAGCUCUAGUCACAGGAUUGGCCCAUCAGUUGGUUGAUUGUUCUGACUGUCUUAAAAUUCUCUUUAUUUCUAGUUUGAAUCUUCUGGAUCAGUGUGCACGCAGUUUCUUCUCUGGCUUUCUGGUGCUUUGGAAAAUUGUCACACACACAUAUACACACACCUUUUGUGACAGCUUCUCAUAUAUUGGAAGACUUCUAUCAUGUCACUGUGGCGAUCGACCUCAGGAUCCCACAACCUGUGGUGGUCUCAAUCUACGGGCCGAGAUUCAAGACCAUCAGAAGGCGAAAGGAAAAUGAACACGAGAGGGUCUUGGUAGAAUGAGCAUUUUUCUGUUGCCAGAAUGCUACCUUUAUUGUAUACAAAAAGGGGGGGUGCAGCUAAGCAUAACAUAAUGAUUGGUGUUUUAACAUAACUGGUAACAUGUUAUCAUCCCCUAACAGUGGGACCAUACGUACUGAGUGCAGAAUCUUAGUGCCUGGUGCAAAAUUCAAGGUGUCGUGUGCACAGAUCCCAGUGCCCUGUGCAAAGAGCCUUAAGGGCGGAGAUUUAGUGCUGUGUGCAAAGCCUCAUCCUUGGAAUUCCCUUGAUAACUUGGCUGGAUUUCUCCAUGGCUAUUUAUGUGGGCUGGGUUCUCAGUAAUUUUUCCACUUAGGUGUCCAGCCACUUAUCUCAGAGACCUAGCCUAAGCUAUUUAACCUGAUGACCCUCAAAGCCCUUUAGUACCCUGGGUCCCAACAUCUCCUCCUUUCUUUUUGUUUAAAGAUCCAAAUUCAGGAGGGAUCUUUUUCAUUGGGCAUCCGGGUAUGUCCAAGUUGGUCAUGACUUUGAGCAUUUUUUUUGACCAUCCGAUUUCUUUACCUGUUUGGGCUCCAAGGCUGGGCGUGGCACACCACUUUGCAUUGGGCACUCUGGAAUCUCAAGACUAAUAACAUCCUUGUUUUGCACAAUAUUAAUAUUUUGAAAUAUUUUUUGUUUAGGCAUCAUAGAUUUAAACAUUGCAAUUAAACCAGGUAUACAUUGUAUACAGCAACAACAACAAAUUAAUAUAAUCACUCCAACAAAUAUGAUAGCAACCAAAUUCUUCAACCAUUGGAAAUUAGGAAGCCACGACCACAUUGCAUCCUUAAUCCUAGAUCCUUCCGUAUUUAGCGAAUACCACAUAAUCAUAAACAAAACCCCCAUACCUAUAAUUAAUCCUAUUGUAUGAUAAACAAAAUAUUUACAAGACAUAUCUGUUUUAGCCCAAUCCUCAAAACCCCCAAAUUUGUCCCGGAGGUGGUCCCCUUAAAAGAGGACCACAAGCCUUUGGUGAACGAGGCUCGUAUAAAUGACAUCCAUUUUCGCACACAUGAUGUUGGUUUGCAAGCAACCUCAUUUUUUCUUUUGAUGAUGGAAAUGGCAAAAGGGAUGAUCCUCUGAGUAUUUUAUUGUUGGAGUAGGCGUAAGAGUAGAUUGUCUCACAAGAUGCAGAGGAUCAAUAAAGGCCUCAAGUUGUUGGUCAAUCAUAAACACAUCACAAGCAAUUGGACAAAUCAAUUGACACUUCUCCUUCCAGCAAAAGAUGCAAUGUUGACAGCAACACGCCUGACAAGGGCAGGAACAAAACCAACACAUCAGAUAUCGUCUGACUUGGGUUGUUCAGAUUUUUCCACAGGGGGGUGGAACGGUUUUAUUCCUCGGGCUGGAACCCACAAGGGUUUAUCGUCGGGUCCUUUCACAGCUGCAUACCCACGUCCCCACGUUAACAAUUCCGCUGGGCCUUUCCAGGUAGGAUCCGGAGGCAUCCUAUAUAACACAAGAGGGGGUGGGGAGGAAACUACUCCAGGGCUAAAAUGCCUUUCUGCAGCUGAAGUAGGAUUAGGACAACCGGUCAAAUUUUUAAAAUUUAUUGUAUAUAUUGUUUUAGCUAAUUGAGUUUGUAUAGAUGGUAAUGAGGGGGGUCCGUUUCCCCCUUCUUUUUGUUUUUCAAGCAUCAACUUAAUUGUCAAAUUUGCUCGUUCCACUAUUCCUUGUCCCUGUGAAUUAUAAGGAAUACCAAAUUUAUGGGUUACUGAGAAUUUUUUACAAAAUUGAGCAAAAUUUGAACUUACAUAAGCAGGCCCAUUAUCCGUUUUCAGCUCCUUAGGUGUACCUAGGACCGCAAAACUUCGUAUGCAAUGGUUAAUUACGUGUUUAUUGGUCUCUCCCCUUUGUACAGUAGCAAAAAUAAACCCUGAACAUGUAUCUACAGUGACAUGUAUGUACUUCCGUGGUGUAAAGGGUGGAUGCUGUGUGACGUCCAUUUGCCAAAUUUCAUUUCUUUGUAACCCUCUUGGGUUAACUCCCAUCGGUAAAUUGUGACCUUGUUUGCUACAUGUGGGGCAUUGUUGAAUUAUGGCUGAAGCUUCUGCUCUUGUAAGAUCAAAUUCUUUUCGAAGAGCAUUAGCAUUCUGAUGGAAAAAUUCAUGACUUUCCCAGGGAGUGGCCAGAUGAAAUAUGUUUCUGGCCACUUCGUCAGCCUUGUUAUUUCCUUCUGUAAGCAUACCUGGGAAAGGUUGAUGACUCCUAAUGUGUGCAACAAAAUAAAAAUCAGUUCUUUUUUCAA
Messenger RNA from Thamnophis elegans (Western terrestrial garter snake), 5277 nucleotides. Its product is annotated as zinc finger and SCAN domain-containing protein 2-like. The record is from RefSeq and is a predicted model, not a curated record. The transcript has 2 exons. NCBI's taxonomy places the organism in Eukaryota, Metazoa, Chordata, Lepidosauria, Squamata, Natricidae. Gene Ontology annotation, biological process: regulation of transcription by RNA polymerase II. Bases 380 to 1597 code for a protein of 405 amino acids. Gene Ontology annotation, molecular function: RNA polymerase II cis-regulatory region sequence-specific DNA binding; DNA-binding transcription factor activity, RNA polymerase II-specific.